Molecule: messenger RNA, 411 nt
Organism: Puccinia graminis f. sp. tritici CRL 75-36-700-3
Lineage: Eukaryota; Fungi; Basidiomycota; Pucciniomycetes; Pucciniales; Pucciniaceae
Exons: 4
Coding region: 1-411 (136 amino acids)
Source: RefSeq, a predicted model, not a curated record
AUGCCAACAAUGGUACAUAUAAAGGUCUUAGUUAAACAACUCCCAGAGAUUGGAGUUCCAACUCCCAAAUUUCUGGGACUUCAAGAGGACUGUCUGUGGAUGGUCCUCAGGACGUUGUGGUGUUCUAAACGGUACAGGCCCCCUCAAGAUCUUCUCAAUUCAAACCUUACUCUUCUCAAGAUCCUCAAACUCAAACCAUCGCCACAGAACUCAAUUUCUGCUGUCUUCUCACCAAAUCCAACCCCUCACACUUCCUGUUUUGAUCACACUUCUCAUCCGGACCUACGACAAGGGCAGCUUCUCAGCACCUUCCCCUCAACCAACUGCCACCGGCCAGCACCGUUGGAGUUCCACAACGUCCAACCCCAAAAUGGGGAGUCAGAACUCCAAAACCUUCAAAAGUUUGGCUAA